Messenger RNA from Suhomyces tanzawaensis NRRL Y-17324, 2334 nucleotides. RefSeq names its product peptide alpha-N-acetyltransferase complex A subunit. The coding region runs from base 1 to 2334 and encodes 777 amino acids. Gene Ontology annotation, molecular function: protein binding; protein-N-terminal amino-acid acetyltransferase activity. Gene Ontology annotation, cellular component: cytoplasm; NatA complex. Gene Ontology annotation, biological process: N-terminal peptidyl-methionine acetylation. The record is from RefSeq and is a predicted model, not a curated record. The transcript has a single exon. NCBI's taxonomy places the organism in Eukaryota, Fungi, Ascomycota, Pichiomycetes, Serinales, Debaryomycetaceae.
AUGGUAGUCAAGAAAGCGGCGCCCAUCUUCGCCAACAAGGAGGACAGCAACUUCCGCGAGGCCCUCAAGCUCUACGAUGCCAAGCAGUACAAAAAGGCGUUGAAAUUGGUCGAAACCAACUUGAAAAAGAACGCCAACCACGCCGAGUCGUUGGCGUUGAAAGGAUGUGCCAACUACCAAUUGGGCCACAAGGACGAGGCCGAGCCCUACAUCUUGAAGGCAGUGGGAAAGGGCCCCGACAACUACUUGGUCAACCAUUUGGCCGGGAUCUACUACCGUUCGGUGGAAAACUAUCCAGAGGCUGCCAAAUGGUUGAAAGCUGCAAACGAUAACGGCUCGCCCAACAAGCCGAUCUUGAGAGACUUGUCGUUCAUGCAGACCCAGAUCAGGGACUACAAGAACUUGAAGGACUCCAGACAACAGUUCUUGGAGCACCAGCCGGGCUACAGAGCCAACUGGACCGCGGUGGCCAUUGCCCACCACUUGAACAAGGACUACGCCAGCGCAGUGUCGACGUUGACCAAGAUCGAAGGGAUCAUCAAGGACCACUUGACUGACGCCGACGCCUACGAGCAGAGCGAGUGUGUUUUGUACAAGAACUCGAUUAUUGCCGAGGCCGGUGACUACGCCCAGGCCUUGAAGGUUCUCGAUGAGGACGAGGACCAAAUCAGAGACCAGUUGUCGUUCUUGGAGUACAAGGCCAAGUACCUCAUGUUGUUGGGCUCCAAGAAAGAAGCCUCACUCAUUUACCGUACUUUGUUGAAGAGAAACCCCGACAACAUGCACUACUACAACCUCUUGGAGGCUUCCUUAGAAACUUUGGACAAGCCUAUCGAGUUCAGAUUGAAGUUGUACGAAAGAUUAGCUUCCUUCUACCCAAGAUCCGAUCCUCCCAAGUUCUUGCCAUUGACGUUUGUCCCAGCAUCCUCUCCAUUGUUCGAAGCUAAAGCGAGAGAGUACAUCAUUCCUCAAUUGACGAAGGGUGUCCCUGCCACUUUUGUCAACGUCAAGCCAUUGUACAAGGACCAAAAGAAGUUGAAGGUCAUUGAGAGCAUCGUUGUCGAUUUUUACAACAAAGAGGCCUCUGAAUCUUCCAACCCUACCAUCAAAUUAUGGACCACUUACUUCUUGGCCCAGCACUAUUUGUACUUGAACAACUUGACCAAGGCAUCUGAACAUAUUGACGCUGCAUUAAAGCACUCCCCUACCUUGGUGGAAUUAUACAUCAUCAAGGCCAGAAUCUUGAAACACGAGGGCAAGAUUUUGGAAGCCAGUGAAGUCAUGGACCAAGGUCGUAAGCUUGACUUGCAAGACAGAUUCAUCAAUUCCAAAACCACUAAAUACUUAUUGAGAGCCAAUAAGGUCAACGAGGCUAUUGAUUGUAUCUCAUUAUUCACCAAACUCGAUGAAGAUGCAGUGAACGGUUGUAAAGACUUGCAUGUCAUGCAAUGUAAUUGGGUUUUGGUUGAAAGUGCGGAAGCAUACUCCAGAAUGUACAAGGACUUUGAGGUCAAGCUUGAAGAAUUGCGUAAAGCUGGCCCUGCUGAAGGGGAAGAGGAAUCUUUUAAGGAAUUGGAGAAUGAUUUAAUUGAGAACAUUGAGAUCUACAAGGGAUUAUCUCUCAAGAGAUUCCAGGCUGUGGUCAAGAUCUUCAAGAUCUUCUUCAACGAUCAGUAUGACUUCCAUUCUUACUGUAUGAGAAGAGGUACUCCAAGGGAUUACGUCGAGACCUUGAAGUGGGAAGAUAAGAUUCAUGCUACUCCAAUCUACACUAGAGUGUUGAAGGGGUUGAGUGAGUUUUACUUUGAUAUUCACGAAUCAUUGGCAACCAAGAAGACCGAGGAAGAGCCAGUUGUAAUCAAGAAGAACAACAAGAAGCUGAAGAAACUCCAAGCCCAAGCUACCAAGAAGAGAGCCGAAUUGAUCUCUAAGGUGGAGAGCGAAAAGGAGGACGCCGAUCCUUUGGGUGCAAAAUUAUUGCAAGACUUGACUAACGACAAAGAUAUCAUUGAAAGAUUGUUUGAGUUGUUCAAGCCAUUGAUCCAAGAAGGCAGCGGACUCAUCUUGACUUGGGAGACCUUGUACAGAAUUUACUUGAUCCAAGGAAAGUAUGUGUUGGCAUUACAAGCAAUCAAGUCCUUGAAUAAGAUCCUCAAUCCUUACGGCAGCGAGAACAAAUUCAAGACUAUUGGUAAGAAGGUUGUUGAAUUGUCCGAAACUUCCAAGAACGAUGACAAUGCCAAUGCUGCUAUCGUCAAGGUAAUCGAGAAGGGUUUGAUCAGCGCAUUCCCAGACUUUGAGAAUGGUAACAUUUUAGAGGUGUACACCCAGUAA